This is a messenger RNA of Bathycoccus prasinos, 834 nucleotides long. RefSeq lists its product with no specific name. Gene Ontology annotation, cellular component: Golgi apparatus. The coding region runs from base 1 to 834 and encodes 277 amino acids. NCBI's taxonomy places the organism in Eukaryota, Viridiplantae, Chlorophyta, Mamiellophyceae, Mamiellales, Bathycoccaceae. The transcript has a single exon. The record is from RefSeq and is a predicted model, not a curated record.
AUGGCAUCGGAGGACGACACGAAUUCGAGCGCGAAAACGAACAAAAGAAAAUCCGUCUUUGGCUUUGUCUGGCGAUGCAUCUCCUCGAGUCGAGAGGUGUUUUCAAACGCACGCGCGAACGAUUGGAUGAGAAUGUGCCGAGGCAUUUCGUGCCCGAUAUCCGUGAAAGAUGCGACGAGGAGAUUACGAUUUAACUUGCGAGAUUUUGCACCCAAUUACCAAGUGUUGAUGUUACUCUCGAUGUUCGUGUCAGUCGUCUGUCGUCCUUGGUCGUUUUUAACGGUGUUCGCGGUAGUCGUCGCGUGGCAUUACGUGAUCAACGUGAGGAGCAAAGACGUGACUUUGAAAAGAGGUGCGAACGAAGAACCGAUCGUGGUGACGGUGAGAAUGCAAGGGAUGUUAUUACUCGCGGUGUCGGCGAUUUUAAUAUUCGGGUUCACGUCGUUCUCGGCGACGUUCGUGACGUGCGUUUCCAUCGGCGCGGGCGUGUGCGUGUCGCAUUCGGUGAUGAAAGCGCCUUUGACGGAGAACAACAGUUCUCCCGACGGAGGGGACUCGCCGACGAGUCCAUCGUUAUUGGCUGAGUUUCAAGAGUACACCGGGUCCACGUUAUCUACGUUCAACCGAGGCGCCGGGUUCGAGAAAGUCAUCCCGAGUCAAGUCUACGAGUACGGCGGCAAGGCGCUCGACGGCGCCACCGCGGGCGUGAGCACCAUUAGCUCGUAUUUCGGCCAAGCUAUUUUGCAACGCACCGGGUCGAACGUCAGCAAUAACAGUAGUAAUAAUGGCGGUGGUAAUGGUACCGGUACGAGCGCCGGCUCUUCUUCAGUGUAA